AUGGAGCAAGUCAGCCAACCUGAUCAAAUGAACCACUUCCAACAUCUCAAUCGAAUUGCUCUCCAUGAGUUUGUCCGACUACCAGUCUCUCGUGAGAUGGUGGCGCAUCUAGCGAUGCAAGCCUCACAGGUCAUCCACUGCGAACCUCAUGUGACCACGGCCAGCGCUCAUGGUCAACCAACACCUCCCAGUACACCUCCAUUGGAUGCGGUUGAUUCUCAACUUCCGCCUUUGCCCUCAGUCGAAAUGUUUAUCGCUUCGCUAGUCACCCGCUCUCAGGUUCAGGUUCCUACCCUGAUGACCUCCCUAGUCUACCUGGCCCGUUUACGUUCUCGUCUCCCGCCUGUCGCAAAAGGCAUGCGCUGCACUGUUCAUCGCAUCUUUCUUGCUUCCCUCAUCUUGGCAGCCAAGAACCUAAAUGACUCUAGCCCAAAGAACAAGCAUUGGGCCCGUUAUACUACCGUCAAGGGCUAUGAGGGGUUUGCCUUCUCCCUCCCAGAGGUCAACCUGAUGGAGCGACAGCUUCUGUUCCUCCUGGAUUGGGAUACCCGCGUUACUGAAGAGGACCUGCUCUGUCACCUGGAACCGUUCUUGGCCCCCAUUCGUUACCGGUACCAGGUCCAAGAGCGUGAAGCCGAGAUGCGCCAGCCCCGCGAAUGGCGCCGUCUUCAGGCUUCCGCAGAACUCCUUGCUUGUCGUCUUCGUCGUCAGAAAUUGGAAGCUCGCCUUGAGGCUCGUCGAUCAAACUCGGUACAUCGUCGUCAGCGAUUACCUGCGAGCCCUGCAUCGUCUGGGUCACUGUCUUCCAUGUCAUCCAACGCAUCGCCAGCUUCCCUGGCAGACACUGAUCGCCACAAGCCCUAUCGUCCGCGGAGACGCCCGUCGACCCGCAGCGCUGCCUCUGUCUCCCCUCCAUCUGCGCAGGAUGUGCCAUCCUUGACUCGAGUGGAUACGGUGCCUUCAUUGAGCUCGCGCGCAUCUAGCAUUGCGCCAAGUUCCCGAAAUGCCACCCCCGCUAGUCUGCGCCCAUCCAGCUCUAUCACCAGCAUGGAGGCUGAUAUUCGAGUGGUAGAUGGAGCGCGUAGCCCAUCUCUCAGUUGCGGAUAUAUACCCGUAUCUUCAAUGACGGCUUCCAACCCCAAGAUGGAAGAAAUUCAGCAGCCUACCAAGAAGGUUCGGAUGAACGGACAUGCUGGGCACACUGGAUUCGUCGCUCGAUUCCUGGCUUCUGCCGCUGGCUCUUACAUGGGUGGCCGAAUGCGCUCUCACGUUUAA
This is a messenger RNA of Aspergillus bombycis, 1275 nucleotides long. RefSeq names its product cyclin family protein. Gene Ontology annotation, molecular function: cyclin-dependent protein serine/threonine kinase regulator activity; protein kinase binding. The coding region runs from base 1 to 1275 and encodes 424 amino acids. The record is from RefSeq and is a predicted model, not a curated record. Gene Ontology annotation, cellular component: nucleus; cyclin-dependent protein kinase holoenzyme complex. The transcript has a single exon. Gene Ontology annotation, biological process: regulation of cyclin-dependent protein serine/threonine kinase activity. Lineage: Eukaryota; Fungi; Ascomycota; Eurotiomycetes; Eurotiales; Aspergillaceae.